AUGGAAUAUGGCGCGCUGGGCCAUGCGGCGCCAUACUCUCGGUGCCUCGGCGGGCAACCGGGGGUGCAGCAGCGGAGGCGCGCCGCGCGCGGCGCCCGGCUACAGUCGCUAGCCAGCCCCCAGCGCGGCCCAUUCGCCAGCGGCCGUCUCCGGCCGGCCGGCCGCGCCGCCGCCGCCUCGCCCGCGCUGGCCACGCCAC
Monoraphidium neglectum is the source of this 199-nucleotide messenger RNA. RefSeq lists its product as hypothetical. The transcript has a single exon. Lineage: Eukaryota; Viridiplantae; Chlorophyta; Chlorophyceae; Sphaeropleales; Selenastraceae. The annotation marks the transcript as partial. The record is from RefSeq and is a predicted model, not a curated record.